AUGUCUACCGACUUUAGCGGAAAGCUCGCCAUCGUCACCGGAGCCUCCAAGCUCAACGGCAUCGGAUUCGCAACUGCGUAUGCCCUUGCCAAGGCUGGCGCUGAUAUUGUCAUCCACUACAACUCUAACAAGACUGCCGCCAAUGAAUGCCUCGCCAAGAUCAAAGAAGUCGGCGUAAAGGCCAUUGCCGUGCAGAGUAACGCAGCCUCCGUCACCUUUGGCACCGACAUCGUCAACGCCACCAUCGCCGCGUUCCCAGGCCGCAAGAUUGAUAUCCUUAUCAACAACGCGGGACACGUCACGAUGCAAGAGAGCCCGGCAAAGACCACAAUCGAGGAGUUCGACGCCCUGUUCCAUCCCAACGUCCGCGGGCCUCACUUGUUGACCAUUGCCGCCUUGCCUCAUCUUGCUUCCCCCGGUGGCCGCAUCGUCAAUAUCGGCAGUGUUGUUGCUCGCACGGCAACCAAAGUCGCGACGCUAUACUCUGCUACCAAGGGCGCGCUCAACACGCUGACUUUGGCCUGGGCGGAGGAGCUGGGUGACAGGGGGAUCACGGUCAAUGUCGUUGCUCCGGGGCCGAUCUCGACGGAUUAUGCGCCGCCGGAGGAGGCUGAGCUGACGCAAAAGUUUCGUGUGAUGCAGCAUGUGAAGAGGAAUGGGACGCCGGAGGAGGUUGCUAGUGCUGUUCUGUUUGUGGCGAGUCCCGGGGCGAGCUUCAUGACGGGGCAAGUUCUCGGCAUUGACGGUGGUAUGAACUACCUUUGA
Messenger RNA from Trichoderma reesei QM6a, 765 nucleotides. RefSeq lists its product as uncharacterized. The record is from RefSeq and is a predicted model, not a curated record. The transcript is spliced from 2 exons. Gene Ontology annotation, molecular function: oxidoreductase activity. Lineage: Eukaryota; Fungi; Ascomycota; Sordariomycetes; Hypocreales; Hypocreaceae. The coding region runs from base 1 to 765 and encodes 254 amino acids.